AUGGAUUGUUCUGUAGGAGCACGCGACGGGUGCAAGCGCCUAUGGGUCAUUGUGCUGUUGGGCGUUUACUCUCUGGUUAUGACGAUCCUGGUAAUGGUAAUCGCAGACGCGUGUAGCGUCCAGGUUUCUACGCCACUCGGUGGCGACCCGAACGGCUUCGUGCCAGCUGGGGUGGGCGCGCCAAUGCACUGGAAGACGUUUGUGCGCAAUGACAGCAAUCCUUACCACAUUCCCGACGACGUGUUCACGGACCAGACCAAGACAAGAAAGACUGUUGACAGACUGAUACAGAUACAUUCAUCGGCGGUCCGUAUCAACGGCCGUCACGCCCGCUGGGUCCACGAUGACGGCAGUGUGUCCACCUUGCCAGCAACUUUCACGCCUCCCAGUAUGGGUCAGGAACAAGUUUACUUUCUUCGGGGCCUAUAUCAGAUGCGCUGUAUAGCUGUCUUACUGCAGGCCUACGGCGACAGCAUCCACGGCCGAAACACGUCGGUAGCCGUCACCGCUGAGACCGAGACUGAUGGAGAGGACAACCAAGAUGUCUGGCACUGGCCCCCGGAGCACGUGGCGUACUGCCUCAACGUCUUGGCGGACGGUGUCCAGUGCACGGCCGACGCAACGCCGCUCUCAUUCGUCAACGGUUUUGGUUCCGGUCGCUUGACAGACGGCCAACAGACGUGGUGUCGUGACUGGGACGACCUACGUGGGUGGGCAGCGAACGAGAAGCGCAGCGUGCCCACGGCCCAGGGAGGUUCUGCGCUCAAAGGGCCGUUUGGCCAGCUGUGGCGAACAGUCUUGCCUUGA
Molecule: messenger RNA, 807 nt
Organism: Colletotrichum navitas
Lineage: Eukaryota; Fungi; Ascomycota; Sordariomycetes; Glomerellales; Glomerellaceae
Exons: 4
Coding region: 1-807 (268 amino acids)
Biological process (GO): mycotoxin biosynthetic process
Source: RefSeq, a predicted model, not a curated record